Malaya genurostris is the source of this 1243-nucleotide messenger RNA. RefSeq names its product tRNA selenocysteine 1-associated protein 1 (gene Secp43). Gene Ontology annotation, molecular function: RNA binding. The transcript has 2 exons. The record is from RefSeq and is a predicted model, not a curated record. NCBI's taxonomy places the organism in Eukaryota, Metazoa, Arthropoda, Insecta, Diptera, Culicidae. The coding region runs from base 202 to 1182 and encodes 326 amino acids.
UUGCGUGUCAUACUUUAUAGAGAAAUUGCUGCCAGCAAGACAUACUUCUGACUGCAGAUUUUUUUUCAGAUUUACAGACCCUGUCUGCAGAUAUUUGAAAUUUUUACCUGGCAUCUCUGGGAAUCAGUUCGUGUUGGUUGCUGAUGCGAGUGGAUGAAGUGUUUUGUUAAGGUUGCGGAAUAUUCACUUUAAAACAACAAAAUGAGCUCUAUACAAUGCCAAUUGUGGAUGGGGAGUCUGGAGUCCUACAUGACGGAAAAUUUUAUAAUUGCUGCUUUUAGGAAACUCGGAGAGGAUCCACAAACCGUCAAAUUAAUGCGAAACAAAUAUACCGGAGAACCUGCAGGAUACUGUUUUGUAAGUUUCAAAACCGACGAAGCUGCUAUAGAUGCAAUGCAUAAACUGAAUGGUAAACCGAUUCCGGGCACUAAUCCGUUAGUGCGUUUCCGAUUGAACAGUGCCACUAACAAUCAGAACAAAGCACUACUUGCUGAUCGAGAAUUUAGCGUUUGGGUAGGAGAUCUUAGCUCUGAUGUAGACGACUACAGUCUGUAUCGAGUGUUUUCAGCCAAGUACACAUCAAUCAAAACAGCGAAAGUCAUUCUGGAUAGUUCAGGAUUUUCGAAAGGAUAUGGAUUCGUAAAAUUUGGAUUAGAGGACGAACAGAAAAACGCUCUGUAUGAAAUGAACGGAUUUAUCGGUUUGGGAAGCAAACCCUUGAAAAUUUGCAACGCAGUCCCUAAACCGAAAUCAGAGCUAAUGGGUGCAACAGGAACGGGAUCAACAACCACAACUAGCACACCCAGUCUAGUAGGAUACGGAACGGGCACUGACUAUUCUCAAUACUAUGAUCCAUCGUCUUACUGGCAGAAUUACAGUGCUUGGCAGGGAUAUUACGAUGCUUCCACUUCAACAGAUGCUUAUCCGGCUUAUCAGAUGCAAACAACUGCAACUCAAGCAGCAGCUGAAGCUUCGGUGGCUUAUGCGCAACAACAAGCAUAUGAGCAUCAACAUCAUCAUCAUCACACUCAAGUCGAAGACGAAGAACUGACACUGGUGGAUCACAAAUUUACGCUGGAUGUGGAUAAACUGAACCGUGAACUGAUGGAACGGGAUCGUAAUCUCUAUGAUGCACUAGAAAGUUCGAAGUGGAUGCCAGUGGAGCAGUUAGAAAUAUUUUAAAUAAUAACCAAACAAAAUAUAUAAAUAUUAACUGAGUUCAAACGAAAAACUAAUUAUUUAU